This is a messenger RNA of Cynara cardunculus var. scolymus (artichoke), 1107 nucleotides long. Its product is annotated as purine permease 3-like. Gene Ontology annotation, cellular component: membrane. The coding region runs from base 1 to 1107 and encodes 368 amino acids. The transcript is spliced from 2 exons. NCBI's taxonomy places the organism in Eukaryota, Viridiplantae, Streptophyta, Magnoliopsida, Asterales, Asteraceae. Gene Ontology annotation, molecular function: purine nucleoside transmembrane transporter activity. The record is from RefSeq and is a predicted model, not a curated record.
AUGGACGGUCUGAAACCGGCGGAAGCCAUCGCCACCGUGGCAACAAAAGUUAGCCCGUCGGCGAAGAAGGCACUCCUCAUUCUCAACUGCAUUCUCUUGGGUCUCGGAAACUGCGGUGGCCCAUUAUCCAUGCGACUCUACUUCAUCCAUGGUGGCAACCGUGUUUGGCUAUCCGCUUUCUUGGAGACCGCCGGCUGGCCGUUCAUCCUUGUCGUCCUUAUCGUUCUUUACGUCUGCCGACGGUGUUCAUCCACCACCUCUGUAACAGUCAUUCAUAUGCGUCCAAGGGUGUUCUUCGCGGCGGCGAUAAUUGGUGUCCUCACCGGACUCGACGACUACCUUUAUGCAUGCGGCGUCGCUCGCCUCCCUGUCUCCACCACCUCCCUCAUUAUCGCCUCUCAGCUCGGUUUCACGGCGUUGUUCGCGUUUCUGUUGGUCAAACAGAAGUUUACACCCUACUCCAUUAAUGCGGUGGUGCUUUUAACCGUGGGUGCGGCGGUGCUGGCGUUGCAUACGAGCAGCGACCGUCCUAAUGGGGAGUCGAAGGCGGUGUAUUUGAAAGGGUUCUUUCUGACGAUGGCGGCGGCAGCGUUGUACGGGCUGGUGUUGCCGAUGGUGGAGUUGACGUACAACAAAGCGAAGCAGGCGAUUACGUAUACGCUGGUGUUGGAGAUUCAGAUGGUGAUGUGUCUCUUUGCUACCAUCUUUUGUACCAUAGGGAUGAUCAUCAACAACGAUUUUAAGGUGAUUCCAAGAGAGGCAAUGAGUUAUAGUUUGGGUAAAACGGAAUUUUACAUAGUAUUAUGCAUCAAUGCAAUAUUUUGGCAAUGCUUCUUCUUGGGAGCCAUUGGAGUAGUGUUUUGUGCAUCUUCGAUGUUAUCGGGGAUCAUAAUCGCUGUAUUGCUUCCGGUAACUGAAGCAUUGGCUGUGGUUUUCUAUAAAGAACAGUUUAAGGCUGAAAAGGGUGUGGCUCUUGUUCUAUCUCUUUGGGGAUUUACGUCUUAUUUUUAUGGUGAGUAUAGAAGCAUGAAAAAGAUGAAGAAUAAAACACAAUCUUUUGAUGAUGAAUCAAUGGAGUUGCGUGAAAUUAAUUCAUCUUCAAUAUGA